ACAUGGUCUUUCACACACACAAUAAUCCUCCACGUCUCUAUGUUUUGGAAUCCCCUUCGUCUUCGUUCCGCCCUCUGCUCCUCCUUUCUACUUAAACCCUACGCGGAUCUUGCCAUGUAAUCGCAGGAGUGGGUCCCAUCCGGGCUUUCUUCUUCUCUCUUCUUCUCUAUUCCCUUGCCUCUCUCGGGCUCCCGAGCUUUCUCGACAAUGGCGAACAACUCCAAAGACGAGCCCAAGACCGCUCCUCAGGCCGAUCGCUGGUACAACCUAACCUUAGGCCCCUCCUUCAAAAGCGAUUCCUCCAACAAAUUCUGCACCCUCCGAUAUGAAUUUAAACCGGCUUCGAUCGACAAGACGAAAGCGGGAUCGCUACACAAGACCAAGGAAAAUAGGGUUUCUGUGGAGUUCCACAACAAUCAAUUGGGCAAACCAAAAGUGACAUUUGAGGGAAGCAGCGAGGAGUACAAGGAAAGCGACGCAGUUCUGUUCUUCGAUGGAGAGACUUUCCGGCUGGAGCGGCUUCAUCGGGCGGUUAAGCAGCUCCGGCACCUUCGCAAGCCCGGUGAGUCCACUGCUGCCACCUCUGUGGUCUCCGCCGCGCAAUCGGUGCCUGCCCCCGAGCUGCGGUUGUCCCCGGUUGGGAAGGGUGCAAAGCCGGCAAAUUUAGGUAGAAGCACGUUUCCAGCCAUGCCGCCGGUGCCGGUUGAGAUGGAACGAAUUGAUAUUGGCAAGCCUGAGAAUCCAGGUGUGAAACCUUCCGGAAAAGGGGCUUUUGAUUAUCCAUAUGAUCCGCCAAACUUCUCUGUGGCCUCACCAGGCCCCAAGAACGAUGAAAAUGAAGAACAUCAAGAUAUAGAUAUUGAUGACCUUUUUGGUAGUCGAACACCUGAAGACGAAAUUGCCACUGAAGAAAAAGACAAUGCUGGAGUUGAUAUAAAUGUACCACAUCAAAAUGACACUGAUGAAGAGAUUGCUGAUGUAGAUGAUAGUGGCGAUGAAGUGGAAAGGGGACCCAAUGCUGCAGAAGCACUUAGAGCCCAGGUGAAUGCUGAGGAGAGGGAUGAGCAGACUUCUAGUUCUAGCAGCUCAAGCGGAAGCGGUAGCAGCAGUAGCAGUAGCAGCAGUAGUGACAGUGAUGGCAGCGAUGAAGACUCAGUCAACUCUAUCUGAGAUUGGCAAACUGCCCUAAACCUGCAGAAAAAAAGCAGUUGGAGACAGACAGAAAAUACAGAGUGGAUAUGUGCCAACAGAAGUAUGGCUUGCAAAUUUAAAACAAGCCAUCCUGGUUUUGGGGGAGAGAUCUUGUGCUUCUUUUUGUUAUAGGGUUACAUGUUUGAUCAUUUAUGGGAGAUCUUAUUAAGUUAUCCCACUUGUGUCAACACCUCUUUUUGCAAAUGUAAUGAGUAAAUUUCUUAUGAAGAGCAUGAAACUUUCCAAAUUUGAUAAUACUUUGAGAUACAAUAUUUACAUUAUCUUCCACCUAAAUGGUGACAUUAGUUAGCU
This is a messenger RNA of Corylus avellana, 1503 nucleotides long. RefSeq names its product RNA polymerase II transcription elongation factor. Gene Ontology annotation, cellular component: super elongation complex. Lineage: Eukaryota; Viridiplantae; Streptophyta; Magnoliopsida; Fagales; Betulaceae. Gene Ontology annotation, molecular function: transcription elongation factor activity. The record is from RefSeq and is a predicted model, not a curated record. Gene Ontology annotation, biological process: transcription elongation by RNA polymerase II.